Molecule: messenger RNA, 459 nt
Organism: Gastrolobium bilobum
Lineage: Eukaryota; Viridiplantae; Streptophyta; Magnoliopsida; Fabales; Fabaceae
Product: small ribosomal subunit protein eS30z/eS30y/eS30x
Exons: 3
Coding region: 103-291 (62 amino acids)
Biological process (GO): translation
Cellular component (GO): ribosome; cytosolic small ribosomal subunit
Molecular function (GO): structural constituent of ribosome
Source: RefSeq, a predicted model, not a curated record
CGACUAUUUCACUUUGAUCUGGUUUUCUACCUGCAGCCGCUGCAACUGAUCGAAACAGAGAGAGAAAGAGAGUAAUCAGCAGAGGAAUUCAUCGUUGCAGUGAUGGGUAAGGUUCACGGAUCACUUGCUCGUGCCGGAAAAGUGAGGGGCCAAACACCCAAAGUGGCCAAGCAGGACAAGAAGAAGAAGCCACGUGGCCGUGCCCACAAGCGCAUGCAGUACAACCGCCGAUUCGUCACCGCCGUUGUGGGAUUCGGCAAGAAGAGGGGACCCAACUCCUCUGAGAAGUGAGGCUGAGGCUUGAAGAAUGAAUGGUCUUUCUUAGCUUGAAAAAUAUGUUACGACUCUUGAUUUGAUCUUUUCUUUUUUCUUUUUUCUUUUUAGAAGUUAAUGUUUUGAUUAUGUCCCGUGAACGGUUUUUUUAAUAGUUUAAUAUCAGACUAUAUUUUUUGCUUGCAA